Messenger RNA from Fimicolochytrium jonesii, 1041 nucleotides. RefSeq names its product Nitroreductase-like protein. The transcript is spliced from 3 exons. The coding region runs from base 146 to 889 and encodes 247 amino acids. The record is from RefSeq and is a predicted model, not a curated record. NCBI's taxonomy places the organism in Eukaryota, Fungi, Chytridiomycota, Chytridiomycetes, Spizellomycetales, Powellomycetaceae. Gene Ontology annotation, biological process: cellular response to oxidative stress.
GUCAAAACGUUCUCCGAGUCCGGCUGAAUUUCACAUCAGCCAAACAUGUCCCAAAGAGUUGGUCUGUUUGUCAUACAAAACAUACAAAACGUAAGGUGAAAGUGUUGUAUCCCGCGCUCCACCCAGCAUCUCGCACGCCAGCGUCAUGGCCUCCCUCGCCUAUAAAAGCAGCCUGCGCCUUUCUCCAGCCCCCCGCCACUUCUCUCCACUCGCCUCCUACCGUUCCCACAACCUUCACUUCAAACGCACUUACGCUUCCGCACCCACUCCCAACAAAAACAUGUCCGCUCCAGCCACUGAAUUCCUCGAUGCCGUCGCAUCCCGUCGUACCAUUUACACUCUCUCAAAGGACAGCACCAUCUCCGAUGCACGCGUCGAGGAGAUUGUGAAGCAUGCGGUCAAGCACGUCCCCUCGUCCUUCAACUCGCAAUCCUCCCGCACCGUUAUUCUUUUCGCUGCUCACCACGACAAGCUGUGGGACAUCACUAAGGAGAUUCUGAAAACAAUUGUCCCUGCUGAGGCUUUCCCCGCCACUGAGGCCAGGAUCAACGGAUUCAGGAACGCCCACGGCACUGUUCUGUUCUUCGAAGACAAGGAUGACGUGAAGGCCAUGCAGGACAAGUUCCCCACCUACCAAGAUCGCUUCCCCAUCUGGGCUCAACACACUUCUGGAAUGCUUCAAUUCGUCGUAUGGGCCGCCCUUGAGAAGGAAGGCCUUGGAGCCAACCUUCAACAUUAUGCCCCGCUCAUUGAUGAGAGGGUCCGCUCUGAAUGGAAUGUGCCCGUCACAUGGGAACUUGUCGCUCAAAUGCCCUUCGGAAAGCCCACCGCUCCUGCUGGCGAGAAGCAGUUCAAACCCCUUGACGAGAGGGUCAAGGUUUUCCACUGAGCCGCUUCCACACUACGAACGGACUAUGUCACCCAUCGGCUGUUAGUAGAAUAGACAGACAAUGGAGAUACGGCGCAGGGACCUUUUCGCGGACUAUAUUUUCAUAGUUCACUCAUUAUCUAUAAACAAUACCAAACGCAUUGCUUCAUACU